Molecule: messenger RNA, 1174 nt
Organism: Trichomycterus rosablanca
Lineage: Eukaryota; Metazoa; Chordata; Actinopteri; Siluriformes; Trichomycteridae
Gene: tspan11
Product: tetraspanin 11
Exons: 8
Coding region: 129-893 (254 amino acids)
Cellular component (GO): plasma membrane
Source: RefSeq, a predicted model, not a curated record
GCCUCCCAGUGAUCCUCCACUCCUCCUUCGAGUUGCUAAACAAGCAACAAGCUUGAUACCGUGAGAUUAAAAAAGUGCUAUUUUAAUCCCUGAGGACACUUUGCUUUUUUUGGGCUUGAGCAACAGAGAUGGGAAGCACGUAUAAGGAUGAGCAGGACGACUGGGUGACGGUCUGUCUUAAGUACCUUCUCUUCGUCUUUAACUUCCUCUUCUGGAUGGGCGGAGGCGUUGUCAUGGGAGUGGGAAUCUGGACUCUGAUCGAUAAGGGCGAGUACCUAAGCCUGCUGGCCUCCAGCACGUUUGCUGUGUCAACCUACAUCCUGCUCUUGGCCGGAGGAAUGGUCAUGGUCACUGGCUUCCUGGGGUGCUGUGCUGUCAUCCGCGAGCAGAGGAGCCUCCUGUCCACGUACUUCUCCUGUUUGCUGGUGAUAUUUCUGAUUGAACUUGUAGCUGGAGUCCUAGCGUACGUGUAUUAUCAGAGGUUGAGUGAGGAGCUGAAGCAGCACCUGAGUAAGACGAUGACGGAGAAUUAUUCUCAGCCAGGGAAGGAGAGCAUCACUCAGGCAGUGGACCAACUGCAGCAGGAUUUUAAGUGCUGUGGGAGCAACAACUCAUUUGAUUGGCAGCACAGCACAUAUAUCAUGUCCCAAGAGGCAAAAGGCAGGGUGGUUCCUGACAGCUGCUGCAAGACGAUAACCCCUCAAUGUGGCCUGAGAGACCAUCCGUCCAACAUCUACAAAGUGGAGGGUGGCUGUAUCACCAAACUAGAACGCUUCCUCGCUGACCACUUGCUUGUUAUUGGAGCGGUAGGCAUCGGCGUGGCCUGUCUACAGAUCUGUGGGAUGGUGUUCACUUGUUUUCUACACAGACAGAUAAAGCUAGAUCCAUACUGAUCGAUCAACAAGAGGCCCACAGGUCACCCCAACUGCUUGCUAUCAAUCCUCACACUCUUUUCCUCAAAAUUCUUGUUCCAGUGCCUAAAUUGCAAUACUGUGCUGUAAACUAAAAAUGCCUUUAUUCUUAAUUUCAAUCUUAACAGUUUAGAUAUUUCUUGUAGCACAGAUACCUAAGAGUUUAUUUACUAUUGCUGUGCAGUUUAUUACAUUGAGAAAUGUUAUUUAAUCUUAUGAAACGUUGGAAAUGACAUUUAAUGAAAUGUAUUUUUCUCACUGUC